Rhodamnia argentea is the source of this 2108-nucleotide messenger RNA. RefSeq lists its product as uncharacterized. The record is from RefSeq and is a predicted model, not a curated record. The coding region runs from base 294 to 1532 and encodes 412 amino acids. NCBI's taxonomy places the organism in Eukaryota, Viridiplantae, Streptophyta, Magnoliopsida, Myrtales, Myrtaceae. The transcript has 5 exons.
AAAAAAAAAAAAAAAUUGUUCUUCUUCUUCUUCUUCAAACGCCUCUCUCUCCCUCGCUCCCGGCCCACACGUCUCUGCUUUUCUUAAAAGCGGCAGUUUUCUCUCUCUAGCUGGGGCCCCUGGGUCUGCAAAUACCCAGCAGAAAUCGAACUGGGUCUCUCUGUGAUUUCUUUAGCAACCGGCGCUCUCUCUCUCUCUCUCUCUCUCUCCCUUCCUCUUCAAACGCUUCCCACCCCCAUUUCCCAAGCACUCCGAUACUUUCUUGCUUGCUUUUCUUUCUUUGGCGCUCGAAGAUGGCCAUGCUCGAUGCUCUGAACGACGGCCAGUUCUGGCUCCCUCCCCAGUUCCUAGCCGACGGCGACGACGACUUCCUAGCGGCCGCUGCGGCGAAGAAGGGCCUCGACCCGGGCUCCAACCCGUGCUGCCGCUUCGGGCCCUGCGGAGGGUACUCGGGCCUCGGCUCUCCGGUUGAGUCGGUGUUCGGCUCCACGGAGACCGAGAGCGACGAGGAGGACUUCGUCAUCGCCGACCUCACCCGGAUAAUGGCCGGCUCGGCUCUCGGCGGGGAGGGUCUCAAGAAGCCCAACUUCUCUGAUUUUGCUCCUGCUUACUCCAAGGGACGGUGUCUGUCUGUUUCGCCGCAAUCGACGCUGUGCGGUUGUUGUCAAUCUCCUCUGCCAUUCCAGGCCUCUUCUCCUCCGGGCGGCUGGGAUCUGCUGCGCGAGGCCGCCGUGGAGGCUGCGAAGAUGAGACUUCACAAGUUGCAGCAGCUUCACGAACUCGAGCACGGCACAAGUGUCCCGGGUCAUUACUUUUACCCGAGGAAAAUCGCUGCGAUCCCCGUCCCUCCGGCGAAGAACCCUAACUCGAACGUCAAUUUGUACCCACACCAGUCGCUUUCCUACCAGCAGAUGCUGUUUGAUCAGCAGAUGAAACAGCAGCAGCAGCAGCGAGAUUCUGGGGCUUGGGGAUCGCAACCGAAGGCGACGCAACAGCAGCAGCGAAUGGCGGUACAUCAAGUGGCGAGAGACGAUGACGCUGUUGUCUGUACCCGGAACGGUGGUGGCCGGACCACUCUGGGCAUGUCCCCAUCUGCAUGGCCUUCGCUCCAGCAGUCUCAGCGGCAGCCGCAGCAGAGCGGCCUCCUCCAACACCACCAACUCCAGAACGGCACCGGCAUGCGGGCGGCGUUCCUGGGCGCUCCUCCGGCAGCCGCAAAGAGGGAGUCCGCCGGCACGGGCGUGUUCUUGCCCCGCAGAGCUGGGUCUCAGCCCGAACCGCGCAAGAAGCACGCUUGUCCGACGGUGUUAGUCCCGGCCAAAGUGGUUCAAGCUCUCAACAUGAACCUGAGCUCUCGGCACUCUCAGCACUCUCAGCCUGGGCUCCGGACCCGUCGUCUCGCUCCCGAAGCUGUAGAUGAUGGCGUUUGGAAGUUCCCGGCGAGCGGACCCUGCGCACAGCCGCGGCGGAACCUCCGCGCGCAGCCGGCGAUGGGCCAUGAAGCCCGGCUACCUCAGGAGUGGACGUAUUGAUACGAUGCUCGCUCACUAUCACCGUGGCUUCAUACUAGGUGGUGUUUUUUUUUUUUUUCCCCUAGGGGGAGGAAGUUGCUUUAGAAUGAAGAAGUUAGUAUUAGGAGGAAGAAGAAGAAGAUGGAAGGGGAAAAUUAGGGUUUUUUUUUUUUUUUUAACCUUGGGGGGUUUAAAUUUAGGUCUUAGGAUGGAAUAAAUGAAUGUUACUGCAAAUUGAAAAUUGAAGGAGGAGGAAAAAGAUGGAAUGGGACAUGUUUUCCUUUUGUUUUCUUUUUGGGGAGGGGGGUGGUUUCAGGGGGAAGCGUGAAGGAGAAGGACCGCGGUCGAUGAGGGGAAGUUUUUGCCUUUUCGGUCUCUCUCAUGUUUUCUUUUUUCCCUUCUUGUUUUUUUUUUUUUUGGGUGGGGGGGUAAUAACGUCAUUUUGGAAAUGUAAAAGGAUUGGGGGGUGUGGGUCCCCAUGGUUUUGUGAAGGUGGGGGAGGUCUGCCGCUCGCACAGGCCCUUUCUUUUCUGCGAUCGUGCAAUAUGAUGUGAUACGAUAUUGGAAUAGUAAUAUGGAAUGUGAAUUUGCGGAAAA